This is a messenger RNA of Pongo pygmaeus (Bornean orangutan), 15309 nucleotides long. It is a transcript of the gene MUC5AC, whose product is annotated as mucin 5AC, oligomeric mucus/gel-forming. Gene Ontology annotation, molecular function: protein binding. Gene Ontology annotation, cellular component: extracellular matrix. The coding region runs from base 1 to 15309 and encodes 5102 amino acids. NCBI's taxonomy places the organism in Eukaryota, Metazoa, Chordata, Mammalia, Primates, Hominidae. The transcript is spliced from 58 exons. The record is from RefSeq and is a predicted model, not a curated record.
AUGAGUGUUGGCCGGAGGAAGCUGGCCCUGCUCUGGGCCCUGGCUGUCGCUCUGGCCUGCACCCGGCACACAGGCCAUGCCCAGGAUGGCUCCUCCGAAUCCAGCUACGAGCACCACCCUGCUCUCUCUCCUAUCGCCCGGGGGCCCGGUGGGGUCCCACUCCGUGGGGUGACUGUCUUCCCAUCUCUGAGGACCAUUCCUGUGGUACGAGCCUCCAACCCGGCGCACAACGGGCGGGUGUGCAGCACCUGGGGCAACUUCCACUACAAGACCUUCGACGGUGACGUCUUCCGCUUCCCCGGCCUCUGCAACUACGUGUUCUCUGAGCACUGCGGCGCCGCCUACGAGGAUUUCAACAUCCAGCUACGCCGCAGCCAGGAGUCGGCGGUCCCCACGCUGAGCAGGGUCCUUAUGAAGGUGGACGGCGUGGUCAUCCAGCUGACCAAGGGCUCCGUCCUGGUCAACGGCCGCCCGGUCCUGCUGCCCUUCAGCCAGUCUGGGGUCCUCAUUCAGCAGAGCAGCAGCUACACCAAGGUGGAGGCCAGGCUGGGCCUUGUCCUCAUGUGGAACCACGAUGACAGCCUGCUGCUGGAGCUGGACACCAAAUACGCCAACAAGACCUGUGGGCUCUGUGGGGAUUUCAACGGGAUGCCCGUGGUCAGCGAGCUCCUCUCCCACAACACCAAGCUGACACCCAUGGAAUUCGGGAACCUGCAGAAGAUGGACGACCCCACGGAGCAGUGUCAGGACCCUGUCCCUGAACCCCCGAGGAACUGCUCCACUGGCUUUGGCAUCUGCGAGGAGCUCCUGCAUGGCCAGCUGUUCUCUGGCUGCGUGGCCCUGGUGGAUGUCGGCAGCUACCUGGAGGCCUGCAGGCAAGAACUCUGCUUCUGUGAAGACACGGACCUGCUCAGCUGCGUCUGCCACACCCUCGCCGAGUACUCCCGGCAGUGCGCCCAUGCAGGGGGGCUGCCCCAGGACUGGCGGGGCCCUGAUCUCUGCCCCCAGAAGUGCCCCAACAACAUGCAGUACCACGAGUGCCGCUCCCCCUGCGCAGACACCUGCUCCAACCAGGAGCACUCCCGGGCCUGCGAGGACCACUGUGUGGCCGGCUGCUUCUGCCCUGAGGGGACGGUGCUUGACGACGUCGGCCAGACCGGCUGUGUCCCUGUGUCAAAGUGUGCCUGCGUCUACAACGGGGCUGCCUAUGCCCCAGGGGCCACCUACUCCACAGACUGCGCCAACUGCACCUGCUCUGGAGGCCGGUGGAGCUGCCAGGAGGUUCCGUGCCCGGGUACCUGCUCUGUGCUUGGAGGUGCCCACUUCUCCACGUUUGACGAGAGGCAAUACACGGUGCACGGGGACUGCAGCUAUGUGUUGACCAAGCCCUGUGACAGCAGUGCCUUCACUGUACUGGCUGAGCUGCGCAGGUGUGGGCUGACGGACAGCGAGACCUGCCUGAAGAGCGUGACACUGAGCCUGGACGGGGCGCAGACGGUGGUGGUGAUCAAGGCCAGUGGGGAAGUGUUCCUGAAUCAGAUCUACACCCAGCUGCCCAUCUCUGCAGCCAACGUCACCAUCUUCAGACCCUCAACCUUCUUCAUCAUCGCCCAGACCAGCCUGGGCCUGCAGCUGAACCUGCAGCUGGUGCCCACCAUGCAGCUGUUCAUGCGGCUGGCGCCCAAACUCCGCGGGCAGACCUGCGGUCUCUGUGGGAACUUCAACAGCAUCCAGGCCGAUGACUUCCGGACCCUCAGUGGGGUGGUGGAGGCCACAGCUGCGGCUUUCUUCAACACCUUCAAGACCCAGGCCGCCUGCCCCAACAUCAGGAACAGCUUUGAGGAUCCCUGCUCCCUGAGCGUGGAGAAUGAGAAGUAUGCUCAGCACUGGUGCUCGCAGCUGACCGACGCCGACGGCCCCUUCAGCCACUGCCAUGCUGCUGUGAAGCCGGGCACCUACUACUCGAACUGCCUGUUUGACACCUGCAACUGUGAGCGGAGCGAGGACUGCCUGUGUGCCGCGCUGUCCUCCUAUGUGCACGCCUGUGCCGCCAAGGGCGUGCAGCUCAGUGGCUGGAGGGACGGCGUCUGCACGAAGCCCAUGACCACUUGCCCCAAGUCGAUGACCUACCACUACCACGUCAGCACCUGCCAGCCCACCUGCCGCUCCCUGAGCGAGGGGGACAUCACCUGCAGUGUUGGCUUCAUCCCCGUGGAUGGCUGCAUCUGUCCCGAGGGCACCUUCCUGGACGACACGGGCAAGUGUGUGCAGGCCAGCAACUGUCCCUGCUACCACAGGGGCUCCAUGAUCCCCAAUGGGGAGUCAGUGCACGACAGCGGGGCUGUCUGCACCUGCACACAAGGGAAGCUGAGCUGCAUCGGAGGCCAAGCCCCCACCCCAGUGUGUGCUGCGCCCAUGGUGUUCUUUGACUGCCGCAACGCCACGCCCGGGGAUGCAGGGGCCGGCUGUCAGAAGAGCUGCCACACCCUGGACAUGACCUGUUACAGCCCCCAGUGUCUGCCUGGCUGCGUGUGCCCCGACGGGCUGGUGGCGGACGGCGAGGGUGGCUGCAUCACUGUGGAGGACUGCCCCUGCGUGCACAACGAGGCCAGCUACCGGGCCGGCCAGACCAUCCGGGUGGGCUGCAACACCUGCACCUGUGACAGCAGGAUGUGGCGGUGCACAGAUGACCCCUGCCUGGCCACCUGUGCCGUGUACGGGGACGGCCACUACCUCACCUUCGACGGGCAGAGCUACAGCUUCAACGGAGACUGCGAGUACACGCUGGUGCAGAACCACUGUGGUGGGAAAGACAGCACCCAGGAGUCCUUCCGUGUCGUCACCGAGAACGUCCCCUGUGGCACCACAGGGACCACCUGCUCCAAGGCCAUCAAGAUCUUCCUGGGGGGCUCCGAGCUGAAGCUGAACCACGGGAAGGUGGAGGUAAUCGGGACGGACGAGAGCCAGGAGGUGCCAUACACCGUCCGGCAGAUGGGCAUCUACCUGGUGGUGGACACCAACAUCGGCCUGGUGCUGCUGUGGGACAAGAAGACCAGCAUCUUCAUCAACCUCAGCCCCGAGUUCAAGGGCAGGGUCUGCGGCCUGUGCGGGAACUUUGACGACAACGCCGUCAAUGACUUUGCCACGCGGAGCCGGUCCGUGGUGGGGGACGUGCUGGAGUUCGGGAACAGCUGGAAGCUCUCCCCCUCCUGCCCAGACGCCCUGGCGCCCAAGGACCCCUGCACGGCCAACCCCUUCCGCAAGUCUUGGGCCCAGAAACAGUGCAGCAUCCUCCACGGCCCCACCUUCGCCGCCUGCCACGCACACGUGGAGCCGGCCAGGUACUACGAGGCCUGUGUGAACGAUGCGUGUGCCUGCGACUCAGGGGGUGACUGCGAGUGUUUCUGCACGGCCGUGGCCGCCUAUGCCCAGGCCUGCCAUGAAGUGGGCCUGUGUGUGUCCUGGCGGACCCCGAGCAUCUGCCCUCUGUUCUGCGACUACUACAACCCCAAAGGCCAGUGCGAGUGGCACUACCAGCCCUGCGGGGCGCCCUGCCUGCGCACCUGCAGGAACCCGCGUGGAGACUGCCUGCGGGACGUCCGGGGCCUAGAAGGCUGCUACCCCAAGUGCCCACCAGAGGCUCCCAUCUUUGAUGAGGACAAAAUGCAGUGUGUGGCCACCUGCCCGACCCCGCCUCUGCCACCACGGUGCCACGUCCAUGGGAAGUCCUACCGGCCAGGUGCAGUGGUGCCCUCGGACAAGAACUGCCAGUCCUGCCUCUGUACUGAGCGUGGCGUGGAGUGCACCUACAAAGCUGAGGCCUGUGUCUGUACCUACAAUGGACAGCGCUUCCACUCAGGGGACGUCAUCUACCACACGACGGAUGGCACGGGUGGCUGCAUCUCCGCCCGCUGCGGGGCCAACGGCACCAUUGAGAGGAGGGUCUACCCCUGCAGCCCCACCACCCCUGUCCCCCCAACCACCUUCUCCUUCUCCACACCCCCGCUCGUCGUGAGCUCCACGCACGCCCCCAGCCCUGGCCCGAGCAGCGCGCACACAGGCCCUCCGAGCAGCGCCUGGCCCACCACAGCAGGCACGUCUCCCAGGACGAGGCCGCCCACAGCCUCUGCCUCGCUGCCGCCGGUCUGCGGGGAAAAGUGCCUGUGGUCGCCAUGGAUGGACGUCAGCCGCCCUGGACGGGGCACGGACAGCGGUGACUUCGACACACUGGAGAACCUCCGCGCCCAUGGGUACCGGGUGUGCGAAUCACCCAGGUCGGUGGAAUGCCGAGCCGAGGACGCCCCCGGCGUGCCGCUCCAAGUCCUGGGGCAGCGUGUGCAGUGCAGCCCGGACGUGGGGCUGACCUGUCGUAAUAGGGAGCAGGCAUCGGGGCUCUGCUACAACUACCAGAUCAGGGUCCUGUGCUGCACGCCCCUAGCCUGCUCCACCUCUAGCAGUCCAGCCCAGACCACUCCUCCAACAACCUCCAAGACCACUGAAAUUCGGGCCUCAGCCUCCUCAGCCCCCAGCAGCACAUCUGGCCCCGUGGCUCUCUCUACAGCCAGGACAACACCUGCCCCAGGUACCGCUACGUCUGUCAAAAAAACUUUCUCAACUCCCAGCCCUCCGCCAGUGCUGGCAACAUCAACAUCAUCCAUGUCGACCACGGCCCCGGGGACCCCCGUGGUCUCCAGCAAGCCCACCCCCACCGAGCCCAGCACAUCCUCCUGCCUACAGGAGCUUUGCACCUGGACCGAGUGGAUCGACGGCAGCUACCCUGCUCCCGGAAUAAAUGGCGGAGAUUUUGACACAUUUCAAAAUUUGAGAGAUGAAGGAUACACAUUCUGUGAAAGUCCUCGCAGCGUGCAGUGCCGGGCAGAGAGCUUCCCCAACACACCGCUGGCAGACCUGGGGCAGGACAUCAUCUGCAGCCGCACGGAGGGGCUGAUUUGCCUGAACAAGAACCAGCUCCCACCUAUCUGCUACAACUAUGAGAUCCGCAUCCAGUGUUGCGAGACGGUGAACGUGUGCAGAGACAUCACCAGACCGCCGAAGACCGUCGCAACGACACGGCUGACUCCACACCCAACCAGAGCUCAGACCCAGACCACCUUCACCACACACGUGCCCUCGGCCUCCACAGAGCAACCCACAGCCACCUCCAGGGGUGGGUCCACAGCAACCAGCGUCACACAGGGCACCCACACCAGACCAGUCACUAGAGACUGUCAUCCCCGGUGCACCUGGACAAAGUGGUUCGACGUGGACUUCCCGUCUCCCGGACCCCACGGCGGGGACAAGGAAACCUACAACAACAUCAUCAGGAGUGGGGAAAAAAUCUGCCGCCGACCGGAGGAGAUCACCAGGCUCCAGUGCCGAGCCCAGAGCCACCCGGAGGUGAGCAUCGAACACCUGGGCCAGGUGGUGCAGUGCAGCCGCGAAGAGGGCCUGGUGUGCCGGAACCAGGAUCAGCAGGGACCCUUCAAGAUGUGCCUCAACUACGAGGUGCGCGUGCUCUGCUGCGAGACCCCCAAACGCUGCCCCGUGACCUCCACACCUGGCUCCACCUCUAGCAGUCCAGCCCAGACCACUCCUCCAACAACCUCCAAGACCACUGAAACUCGGGCCUCAGCCUCCUCGGCCCCCAGCAGCCCAUCUGGCCCCGUGGCUCUCUCUACAGCCAGGACAACACCUGCCCCAGGUACCGCUACGUCUGUCAAAAAAACUUUCUCAACUCCCAGCCCUCCGCCAGUGCUGGCAACAUCAACAUCAUCCAUGUCGACCACGGCCCCGGGGACCCCCGUGGUCUCCAGCAAGCCCACCCCCACCGAGCCCAGCACAUCCUCCUGCCUACAGGAGCUUUGCACCUGGACCGAGUGGAUCGACGGCAGCUACCCUGCUCCCGGAAUAAAUGGCGGAGAUUUUGACACAUUUCAAAAUUUGAGAGAUGAAGGAUACACAUUCUGUGAAAGUCCUCGCAGCGUGCAGUGCCGGGCAGAGAGCUUCCCCAACAUACCGCUGGCAGACCUGGGGCAGGACAUCAUCUGCAGCCGCACGGAGGGGCUGAUUUGCCUGAACAAGAACCAGCUCCCACCCAUCUGCUACAACUAUGAGAUCCGCAUCCAGUGUUGCGAGACGGUGAACGUGUGCAGAGACAUCACCAGACCGCCGAAGACCGUCGCAACGACACGGCCGACUCCACACCCAACCAGAGCUCAGACCCAGACCACCUUCACCACACACGUGCCCUCGGCCUCCACAGAGCAACCCACAGCCACCUCCAGGGGUGGGUCCACAGCAACCAGCGUCACACAGGGCACCCACACCAGACCAGUCACUAGAGACUGUCAUCCCCGGUGCACCUGGACAAAGUGGUUCGACGUGGACUUCCCGUCUCCCGGACCCCACGGCGGGGACAAGGAAACCUACAACAACAUCAUCAGGAGUGGGGAAAAAAUCUGCCACCGACCGGAGGAGAUCACCAGGCUCCAGUGCCGAGCCCAGAGCCACCCGGAGGUGAGCAUCGAACACCUGGGCCAGGUGGUGCAGUGCAGCCGCGAAGAGGGCCUGGUGUGCCGGAACCAGGAUCAGCAGGGACCCUUCAAGAUGUGCCUCAACUACGAGGUGCGCGUGCUCUGCUGUGAGACCCCCAAACGCUGCCCCGUGACCUCCACACCUGUGACAGCUCCUAGCACUCCAAGUGGGCGAGCCACCAGCCCAACUCAGAGCACCUCCUCUUGGCAGAAAUCCAGGACAACCACUUUGGUGACAACCAGCACAACCUCCACUCCACAGACCAGUACAACCUAUGCCCCUACAACUAGCACAACUUCUGCUUCUACACCCAGCACAACCUCUGCCCCUACAACCAGCACAACCUCUGCUCCUACAGCCAGAACAACCUCUGCUCCUACAACCAGCAUAACCUCUGUCCUAACAACCAGCACAAUCUCUGGUCCUGAAACUACUCCAAGCCCUGUUCCUACCACCAGCACAACCUCUGCUUCUACAACCAGUACAACCUUUGGUCCCGGAACUCCUCCCAGCCCUGUUCCUACCACCAGCACAAUCUCUGCUGCUACAACAAGCACAAUCUCUGCUCCUACAACGAGCACAACUUCUGGUCCUGGAACUACUCGCAGCCCUGUUCCCACCACCAGUGCAAUCUCUGCUCCUACAACCAGCACAACCUCUGCUCCUACAACCAGCACAAACUCUGCCCCUACAAGCAGCACAACUUCUGGUUCUGGAACUACUCCCAGCCUUGUUCCUACCACCAGCACUACCUCUGCCCCUACAACCAGCACAACCUCAGCUCCUACAAUCAGCACAACCUCUGCUCCUACAACCAGCACAACCUCUGCUCCUACAACCAGCACAACCUCUGCUACUACAACCAGCACAACCUCUACCCCUACAAGCAGCACAACCUCCACUCCACAGAGCAGCACAACCUUGGCUCCUACAACCAGCACAACUUCUGGUCCUGGAACUACCCCAAGCCCUGUUCCCACCACCAGCACAACCUCUGCUCCUACCACCAGCACAACCUCUUCUCCUACAACCAGCACAACCUCUGCUCCUACAACCAGCACAACCUCUGCUCCUACAACCAGCACAACCUUUGCUCCUACAACCAGCACAACCUCUAGUGCUGGAACUACUCCCAGCCUUGUUCCUACCACCAGCACAACCUCUCCUCCUACAACCAGCACCAGCUCUGCUCCUACAAGCAGCACAAACUCUAGUCCUGGAACUACUCCCAGCCCUGUUCCCACCACUAGCACAACCUCUGCUCCUACAACUAGCACAACCUCUGUCCCUAUAAUCAGCAAAACCUCUGGUCUUGGAACUACUCCCAGCCCUGUUCCUACUACCAGCACAGCUUCUGUUUCAAAGACGAGCACAAGCUAUGUUUCCAUAUCUAAGACAACCCACUCCCAGCCAGUCAACACAGACUGUCAUCCCCGGUGCAGCUGGACAAAGUGGUUUGACGUGGACUUCCCAUCCCCUGGACCCCACGGCGGAGACAAGGAAACCUACAAUAACAUCAUCAGGAGUGGGGAAAAAAUCUGCCGCCGACCGGAGGAGAUCACCAGGCUCCAGUGUCGAGCCGAGAGCCACCCGGAGGUGAGCAUCGAACACCUGGGCCAGGUGGUGCAGUGCAGCCGCGAAGAGGGCCUGGUGUGCCGGAACCAGGACCAGCAGGGACCCUUCAAGAUGUGCCUCAACUACGAAGUGCGCGUACUCUGCUGUGAGACCCCCAAAGGCUGCCCCGUGACCUCCACACCUGUGACAGCUCCUAGCACCCCUAGUGAGAGAGCCACCAGCCCAACUCAGAGCACCUCCUCUUGGCAGAAAUCCAGCACAACCACUUUGGUGACAACCAGCACAACCUCCACUGCACAGACCAGCACAACCUCUGCCCCUACAACUAGCACAACCCCUGCUUCUACACCCAGCACAACUUCUGCUCCUACAACCAGCACAACCUCUGCUCCCACAACCAGCACAACUUCUGCCCCUACAACCAGCACAACCUCCACUCCACAGACCAGCACAACCUCGGCUCCUACCACCAGCACAACCUCUGCUCCAAUAACCAGCACAACCUCUGCUCCUAAAACCAGCACAAUCUCUGCCCCUACAACCAGCACAACCUCUUCCCCUACAACCAGCACAACCUCUGCUACUACAACCAGCACAACCUCUCCCCCUACAAGCAGCACAACCUCCACUCCACAGACCAGCAAAACCUCAGCUGCUACAAGCAGCACAACCUCUGGUUCUGGAACUACUCCCAGCCCUGUUACCACCACCAGCACAGCUUCUGUUUCAAAGACCAGCACAAGCCAUGUUUCUGUAUCCCAGACAACCCACUCCCAACCAGUCACCAGAGACUGUCAUCCCCGGUGCAGCUGGACCAAGUGGUUUGAUGUGGACUUUCCGUCCCCUGGACCCCAUGGCGGAGACAAGGAAACCUACAACAACAUCAUCAGGAGUGGGGAAAAAAUCUGCCGCCGACCAGAGGAGAUCACCAGGCUCCAGUGCCGAGCCGAGAGCCACCCGGAGGUGAGCAUCGAACACCUGGGCCAGGUGGUGCAGUGCAGCCGCGAAGAGGGCCUGGUGUGCCGGAACCAGGACCAGCAGGGAACCUUCAAGAUGUGCUUCAACUACGAGGUGCGGGUACUCUGCUGUGAGACCCCCAAGGGCUGCCCUGUGACCUCCACACCUGUGACAGCUCCUAGCACCCCUAGUGAGAGAGCCACCAGCCCAACUCAGAGCACCUCCUCUUGGCAGAAAUCCAGGACAACCACUUUGGUGACAACCAGCACAACCUCCACUCCACAGACCAGCACAACCUCUGCCCCUACAACUAGCACAACUCCUGCUUCUACACCCAGCACAACCUCUGCCCCUACAACCAGCACAACCUCUGCUCCCACAACCAGCACAACUUCUGCCCCUACAACCAGCACAACCUCCACUCCACAGACCAGCACAUCCUCUGCCCCUACAAGCAGCACAACCUUGGCUCCCACAACGAGCACUUCCUCAGCUCCUACAACCAGCACAACCUUUGCCCCUGCAAGCAGCACAACCUCGGCUCCUACCACCAGCACAACCUCUGCUCCAACAACCACUAGCACAACCCCUGCUUCUACACCCAGCACAACUUCUGCUCCCACAACCAGCACAACCUCUGCUCCCACAACCAGCACAACUUCUGCCCCUACAACCAGCACAACCUCUACUCCACAGACCAGCACAUCCUCUGCCCCUACAAGCAGCACAACCUUGGCUCCCACAACGAGCACUUCCUCAGCUCCUACAACCAGCACAACCUUUGCCCCUGCAAGCAGCACAACCUCGGCUCCUACCACCAGCACAACCUCUGCUCCAACAACCAGCACAACCUCUGCUCCUAAAACCAGCACAACCUCUGCUCCUACAACCAGCACAAUCUCUGCCCCUACAACCAGCACAACCUCUUCCUCUACAACCAGCAGAAACUCUGCCCCUACAACCAGCACAACCUCUUCCCCUACAACCAGCACAACCUCUCCCCCUACAAGCAGCACAACCUCCACUCCACAGACCAGCAAAACCUCAGCUGCUACAAGCAGCACAACCUCCGGUUCUGGAACUACUCCCAGCCCUGUUACCACCACCAGCACAGCUUCUGUUUCAAAGACCAGCACAAGCCAUGUUUCUGUAUCCCAGACAACCCACUCCCAACCAGUCACCAGAGACUGUCAUCCCCGGUGCACCUGGACCAAGUGGUUUGACGUGGACUUCCCAUCCCCUGGAGCCCACGGUGGAGACAAGGAAACCUACAACAACAUCAUCAGGAGUGGGGAAAAAAUCUGCCGCCGACCAGAGGAGAUCACCAGGCUCCAGUGCCGAGCCCAGAGCCACCCGGAGGUGAGCAUCGAACACCUGGGCCAGGUGGUGCAGUGCAGCCGUGAAGAGGGCCUGGUGUGCCGGAACCAGGACCAGCAGGGACCCUUCAAGAUGUGCCUCAACUACGAGGUGCGGGUACUCUGCUGUGAGACCCCCAAGGGCUGCCCUGUGACCUCCACACCUGUGACAGCUCCUAGCACCCCUAGUGAGAGAGCCACCAGCCCAACUCAGAGCACCUCCUCUUGGCAGAAAUCCAGGACAACCACUUUGGUGACAACCAGCACAACCUCCGCUGCACAGACCAGCACAACCUCUGCCCCUACAACUAGCACAACCCCUGCUUCUACACCCAGCACAACUUCUGCUCCUACAACCAGCACAACCUCUGCUCCCACAAUCAGCACAACUUCUGCCCCUACAACCAGCACAACCUCCACUCCACAGACCAGCACAACCUCGGCUCCUACAACCAGCACAACCUCUGCUCCAAUAACCAGCACAACCUCUGCUCCUACAACCAGCACAAUCUCUGCCCCUACAACCAGCACAACCUCUUCCCCUACAACCAGCACAACCUCUGCUACUACAACCAGCACAACCUCUCCCCCUACAAGCAGCACAACCUCCACUCCACAGACCAGCAAAACCUCAGCUGCUACAAGCAGCACAACCUCCGGUUCUGGAACUACUCCCAGCCCUGUCCCUACAACCAGCACAACCUCUGCUCCCACAACCAGCACAACUUCUGCCCCUACAACCAGCACAACCUCCACUCCACAGACCGGCACAUCCUCUGCCCCUACAAGCAGCAAAACCUUGGCUCCCACAACGAGCACUUCCUCAGCUCCUACAACCAGCACAACCUUUGCCCCUGCAAGCAGCACAACCUCGGCUCCUACAACCAGCACAACCUCUGCUCCAACAACCAGCACAACCUCUGCUCCUACAACCAGCACAAUCUCUGCCCCUACAACCACUCCUAGCACCCCUACCCCAACAACCAGCACAACCUCAGCUCCUAUAACCAGCACAACCUCAGCCCUAACAACCAGCACAACCUCUGCCCCAACAACCAGCACAACCUCUGCCCCUACAACCAGCACAACCUCCGCUUCUACAGCUAGCACAACCUCUGCCCCUACAACCAGCACAACCUCGGCCCCAACAAGCAGCACAAUCUUGGCUCCUAUAACCAGCACCACCUCUGCCCUGACAGGCAGCACAAUCUCUGUCCCUAUAACCAGCACAAUUUCUGGUCCUGAAACUACUCCCAGCCCUGUUGCUACGACCAGAACCACCUCUGCUCCUACCACCAGCACAACCUCUGCCUCUACAACCAGCACAACCUCUGGUCCUGGAACUACUCCAAGUCCUGUUCCCAGCACCAGUACAACCUCUGCUGCUACAACCAGCACAACCUCUGCCCCUACAACCAGCACAACCUCUGGUCCUGGAACUACUCCCAGCCCUGUUCCCACCACCAGCACACCCUCUGCUUCUACAACCAGCACAACCUCUGCUCCUACAACCAGAACAACCUCAGCUCCUACAAGCAGCACAAUCUCCACUCCACAGACCAGCACAACCUCUGCUCCUACAACCAGCAUGACCUCUGGUCCUGGAACUACUCCCAGCCCUGUUCCCACCACCAGCACAACCUCUGCUCCUACAACCAGCACCACUUCUGGUCCUGGAACUACUCCCAGCCCUGUUCCCACCACCAGCACAACCUCUGUUUCAAAGACCAGCACAAGCCAUCUUUCUGUAUCCAAGACAACCCACCCUCAACCAGUCACCAGUGACUGUCAUCCCCGGUGCACCUGGACAAAGUGGUUCGACGUGGACUUCCCAUCUCCUGGACCCCACGGUGGGGACAAGGAAACCUACAACAACAUCAUCAGGAGUGGGGAAAAAAUCUGCCGCCGACCGGAGGAGAUCACCAGGCUCCAGUGCCGAGCCCAGAGCCACCCGGAGGUGAGCAUCGAACACCUGGGCCAGGUGGUGCAGUGCAGCCACGAAGAGGGCCUGGUGUGCCGGAACCAGGAUCAGCAGGGACCCUUCAAGAUGUGCCUCAACUACGAGGUGCGUGUGCUCUGCUGCGAGACCCCCACAGGCUGCCCGGUGACCUCUGUGACCCCAUAUGAGACUUCUCCUACCAAUGCCCUGUAUCCUUCCCUGUCUACCUCCGUGGCAUCCGCCUCCGUAGCUUUCACCUCCGUGGCAUCCACCUCCGUGGCAUCCAGCUCUGUGGCAUCCACCUCCGUGGCAUCCACCUCCGUGGCAUCCAGCUCUGUGGCUUACUCCACCCAAACCUGCUUCUGCAACGUAGCCGACCGGCUCUACCCUGCGGGAUCCACCAUAUACCGACACAGAGACCUCGCCGGCCACUGCUAUUAUGCCCUGUGUAGCCAGGACUGCCAAGUGGUCAGAGGGGUUGACAGUGACUGUCCGUCCACCACGCUGCCUCCUGCCCCAGCCACGUCCCCUUUGACAUCCACCUCCGAGCCCGUCACUGAACUGGGAUGCCCAAAUGCGGUUCCCCCCAGAAAGAAAGGUGAGACCUGGGCCACGCCCAACUGCUCCGAGGCCACCUGUGAGGGCAACAACGUCAUCUCCCUGCGCCCGCGCACAUGCCCAACGGUGGAGAAGCCCACCUGUGCCAACGGCUACCCAGCCGUGAAGGUGGCUGACCAAGAUGGCUGCUGCCAUCACUACCAGUGCCAGUGUGUGUGCAGCGGCUGGGGCGACCCCCACUACAUCACCUUCGACGGCACCUACUACACCUUCCUGAACAACUGCACGUACGUGCUGGUGCAGCAGAUCGUGCCCGUGUAUGGCCACUUCCGCGUGCUCGUCGACAACUACUUUUGCGGUGCGGAGGACGGGCUCUCCUGCCCGAGGUCCAUCAUCCUGGAGUACCACCAGGACCGCGUGGUGCUGACCCGCAAGCCAGUCCACGGGGUGAUGACCAACGAGAUCAUCUUCAACAACAAGGUGGUCAGCCCCGGCUUCCGGAAAAACGGCAUCGUGGUCUCGCGCAUCGGCAUCAAGAUGUACGCGACCAUCCCGGAGCUGGGAAUCCAGGUUAUGUUCUCCGGCCUCAUCUUCUCGGUGGAGGUGCCCUUCAGCAAGUUUGCCAACAACACCGAGGGCCAGUGCGGCACUUGCACCAACGACAGGAAGGAUGAGUGCCGCACGCCUAGGGGGACGGUGGUCGCUUCCUGCUCUGAGAUGUCCGGCCUCUGGAACGUGAGCACCCCUGACCAGCCAGCCUGCCACGGGCCUCGCCCGACGCCCACCACAGUCGGGCCCACCACAGUUGGGUCCACCACGGUCGGGCCCACCACACCGCCUGCUCCGUGCCUGCCAUCACCCAUCUGCCAGCUGAUUCUGAGCAAGGUCUUUGAGCCGUGCCACACCGUGAUCCCCCCACUGCCGUUCUAUGAGGGCUGCAUCUUCGACCAGUGCCACAUGACCGAGCUGGAUGUGGUGUGCUCCAGCCUGGAGCUGUACGCGGCGCUCUGCGCGUCCCGAGACAUCUGCAUCGACUGGAGAGGCCAGACCAACCACAUGUGCUCAUUCACCUGCCCAGCAGACAAGGUGUACCAGCCCUGCGGCCCGAGCAACCCCUCCUACUGCUACGGGAACGACAGCGCCAGCCUCGGGGCUCUGCCGGAGGCCGGCCCCAUCACCGAAGGCUGCUUCUGUCCGGAGGGCAUGACCCUCUUCAGCACCAGUGCCCAAGUCUGCGUGCCCACGGGCUGCCCCAGGUGUCUGGGGCCCCACGGAGAGCCGGUGAAGAUGGGCCACACCGUCAGCAUGGACUGCCAGGAGUGCACGUGUGAGGCGGCCACGUGGAUGCUGACCUGCCGACCCAAGCUCUGCCCGCUGCCCCCUGCCUGCCCCCUGCCCGGCUUCGUGCCUGUGCCUGCAGCCCCACAGGCCGGCCAGUGCUGCCCCCAGUACAGCUGCGCCUGCAACACCAGCCGCUGCCCCGCGCCCAUGGGCUGUCCUGAGGGCGCCCGCGCGAUCCCGACCUACGAGGAGGGGGCCUGCUGCCCGGUCCAAAACUGCAGCUGGACAGUGUGCAGCAUCAACGGGACCCUGUACCAGCCCGGCGCCGUGAUCUCCUCGAGCCUGUGUGAAACCUGCAGGUGUGAGCUGCCGGGCGGCCCCCCGUCAGACACGUUUGUGGUCAGCUGUGAGACCCAGAUCUGCAACACACACUGCCCUGUGGGCUUCAAGUACCAGGAGAAGAGCGGGCAGUGCUGUGGCACCUGUGUGCAGGUCGCCUGUGUCACCAACACCAGUGAGAGCCCCGCCCACCUCUUCUACCCCGGCGAGACCUGGUCAGACCCCGGGAACCACUGCGUGACCCAUGAGUGUGAGAAGCACCAGGACGGGCUCGUGGUGGUCACCACAAAGAAGGCGUGCCCCCCGCUCAGCUGUUCUCUGGACGAGGCCCGCAUGAGCAAGGACGGCUGCUGCCGCUUCUGCCCGCCGCCCCUGCCCCCAUACCAGAACCAGUCGACCUGUGCUGUGUACCAUAGGAGCCAGAUCAUCCAGCAGCAGGGCUGCAGCUCCUCGGAGCCCGUGAGCCUGGCUUACUGCCGGGGGAACUGCGGGGACAGCUCUUCCAUGUACUCGCUCGAGGGCAACAUGGUGGAGCACAGGUGCCAGUGCUGCCAGGAGCUGCGGACCUCGCUGAGGAAUGUGACUCUGCACUGCACCGACGGCUCCAGCCGGGCCUUCAGCUACACCGAGGUGGAACAGUGCGGCUGCAUGGGCCGGCGGUGCCCUGCGCCGGGCGACACCCAGCACUCGGAGGAGGAGGAACCCGAGCACAGCCAGGAGGCAGAGAGUGGGAGCUGGGAGGGAGGCGUCCCAGUGUCCCCCAUCCACUGA